Messenger RNA from Rosa chinensis, 678 nucleotides. RefSeq names its product transcription factor KUA1-like. Gene Ontology annotation, biological process: response to ethylene; response to auxin; response to gibberellin. Gene Ontology annotation, molecular function: DNA binding. The record is from RefSeq and is a predicted model, not a curated record. The coding region runs from base 1 to 678 and encodes 225 amino acids. The transcript is spliced from 3 exons. Lineage: Eukaryota; Viridiplantae; Streptophyta; Magnoliopsida; Rosales; Rosaceae.
AUGGCGAGGACAUGCUCGAAAUGCGGGGGCAGGGAUCACAAUUCAAGAACUUGCCGGAGCACCACGCAGUACUACUGGAGGCAGCAGCUGAAUAAGCCGAAAGAACGAAGAGCUAGUAAUAGCAGUCUCAGGCUCUUUGGGGUUCAACUUGAUCACCACGACCUUUCUUUUUCUUCUUCUUCAAGAGUGGCAUGGAGUGAGGAGGAGCACCGGAAGUUUCUUAAGGGGAUUGAAAAGCUGGGUCGGGGUGAUUGGAGGGGCAUCUCUAAACACUAUGUUACCACAAGAUCUCCAACCCAGAUCGCCAGUCAUGCCCAAAAAUAUUUUCUCAGAUGUCAAAAUAGUACCACCGCAAACACUGCAACCAUCAACAACCUCGACUUCAACUUUGACCCCCACAAGAAAAGACGCCGAGGUCGUCCCAGCCUUUUCGAUGUCGGUAACGAUCAACUUGCCUCACCUCGUCAACUGAUUGAUAUUAACAGUAAUAAUCCCAAUACUGAAGCUUCUAUUAACAACCCAUAUGAGUACUGCUGGCCAGCCGUUCAUUAUUCCACGCCUCUCCAAAUUGAUGUUAGUUUGAAGAACUCAUCUUCUCAGAGUGCAGCAGCAGCAGGAGGACUUGACUUAGAACUUAAGAUUGCAGCAAGCAUAAUGCCGUUGGGGUUAUAUCAAUGA